This is a messenger RNA of Salvelinus namaycush (lake trout), 786 nucleotides long. Its product is annotated as dickkopf-related protein 2-like. Gene Ontology annotation, biological process: multicellular organism development; negative regulation of canonical Wnt signaling pathway. Bases 1 to 786 code for a protein of 261 amino acids. Gene Ontology annotation, cellular component: extracellular region. Gene Ontology annotation, molecular function: receptor antagonist activity; co-receptor binding. The transcript is spliced from 4 exons. Lineage: Eukaryota; Metazoa; Chordata; Actinopteri; Salmoniformes; Salmonidae. The record is from RefSeq and is a predicted model, not a curated record.
AUGCGUCUCCGGGUGUGGGCCAAACUCCCGUGGUUGCUCGCGCAACUGCUCGCCAUGCUGUGCUCCACUGGACAGGCGCGUGCCAAACUAAACUCCAUCUCAACGGUGCUACUCCGGGAGUCGCACGCGACGUCAGCCGACAGGAGCACGGGUUCCCCGUUACCCGGUACCGUGAGGAAGAGCAGCAAGGUCCCCGAUCAGGUGUACCCCUGUGGCAGCGACCUGGAAUGUGGCAAGGGGAGCUUUUGCCAGGCUCCCUCCAGAAACCCCUCCCCCCAACGAUGUCACACCUGCCGACAGAGGAAGAGGCGUUGUCAUAGAGACGCCAUGUGCUGCCCCGGCAACCAUUGUAGAAACAAUAUCUGUACCCCUCUCCCAGACAGUGUGAUGACACAUCAUAUCACAGAGUUAGAAGAACAUCCCAGACUGCCCCCAAAGAAGAAGGUUGGUUGGAGGAAGAGAGGGAGAGGUCAGACCAAGCUGCCCCCCAUCAAAGGUCAGGUGGGUGACCCGUGUCUCAGGUCUACAGAAUGUUCUGAAGGUCUGUGUUGUGCCCGUCACUUCUGGGACAGGAUCUGUAAGCCGGUGCUGAGGCAUGGGGAGGUGUGUACACGGCACGGCAGGAAAGGACAGCACGGCCUGGAGUUGUUCCAACGCUGUGACUGUGGAGAGGGAUUGGCCUGCCAAGCACUCCGUACAGCCCUGCCAUCUUCCUCAUCGUCAUCGUCGUCGAAGUCGAUAGCAGCAGCAGCUAAAGCAAGAUUGUACUUGUGUCAGAGGGAGUGA